Molecule: messenger RNA, 822 nt
Organism: Cylicostephanus goldi
Lineage: Eukaryota; Metazoa; Nematoda; Chromadorea; Rhabditida; Strongylidae
Source: the annotation of a GenBank genome assembly
GUCAGGAACUGCCGACUUGUCGGACUGCUUGAUCUGGAUCAGGGUAACCCAUACGUACGAGGAAAACUCAUUGGAUAUCUGAACCAUCUCAUUGACCUUGGAGUAGCAGGAUUUAGGUUCGAUGCUUCAAAGCACAUGUGGCCCGGCGAUCUAGAGGCAAUCCAAGCAGGAACGAAGAACCUGAGAGAAGAUAUCUUCGGAGCCAACCAGCGACCUUUCGCCGUUCAUGAAGUAAUUGACAGAGGAGGUGAAGCAGUCAAAUGCGCAGAGUACUGCCACAUUGGAAGGUACACCAACUUCAACUUUGGCUUCCCAAUAUCCCAAGCAGCACGUGGAAAUGAGAACUGGAAACACAUGGCAUACAUGGGACCUGGAUGGGGAUAUGGUAAUCAUGCAGAUAAUGAUGUGCUGAACUUCAUCGACAAUCAUGACAACCAGAGAGACGGUUACCCAGCAACUUACAAAGAAGGAGAUGCUUACCGACUAGCUGUAUCGUUCAUGUUGGCAUGGACCUAUGGUUAUCCAAGAGUGAUGAGCAGCUUUUAUUUCAACGAGAAAGAUCAAGGACCACCAAAUCAUGGAGCUGGAAGCGGCUUCGCGACGAGAUCUCCAUCCUUCAACCCCGAUGAUACAUGCGCUGGAGAAUCCGGUUGGGUAUGCGAGCACAGAUGGCCGACUAUUAGGGAGAUGGCCAGAUUCCGAAGUACAUGCGCUGGAGCACCAGCUGUCGAGAUGGUUAUUGAAGACAACCAUGUCGCUUUUGCCCGACAAGGAAAAGGAUUCUUCGCCGUCAACGGACCUGGAUGGGAUUGGACCAAGUAG